This is a messenger RNA of Paramacrobiotus metropolitanus, 1121 nucleotides long. RefSeq names its product short stature homeobox protein 2-like. The transcript has 2 exons. NCBI's taxonomy places the organism in Eukaryota, Metazoa, Tardigrada, Eutardigrada, Parachela, Macrobiotidae. Gene Ontology annotation, cellular component: nucleus. The record is from RefSeq and is a predicted model, not a curated record. Gene Ontology annotation, biological process: regulation of transcription by RNA polymerase II. Gene Ontology annotation, molecular function: sequence-specific double-stranded DNA binding; DNA-binding transcription factor activity, RNA polymerase II-specific. Bases 223 to 900 code for a protein of 225 amino acids.
UAUUGUUUAAUCUGUCUUGAUUGAAUGGAUUAUUCUUUCUGGCUGCGGAGAGAACGAGGGGAACAUGACGGGCCGAUGCAAGACAGUGUAUACAGUCAACGCGCGUAUCCCGCUGGGACUGUGUUCAGUUGUUGUUCGAUGCCCAUCAACGACGCUUCAGUAUAGUGGGCCAAUAUUGUACAAUACAGCGGGAUAUUAUCAGCCUAUGUUAUCAUAAGCGCCAUGGCGGAUAAUGGGAAAAAAGCCAAAGGUGUCCUUUUUCAACCGCAGAACGACAUUGUCAUCAGUAGUGAUGCAGGUGACAAUGGUGACAAGCGGAUGUCGCCGGUUGCGGCGUCGCGUGAGCCGUCGGUUGACGUGGAUGAAUGUUCGGAUUCGGAGCCACUGCGGUUGAAACAGCGCCGGACACGGACGAAUUUCACGCUGGAACAGUUGCAGGCGUUGGAGCGACUGUUUGAUGAGACGCAUUAUCCGGAUGCGUUUAUGCGCGAGAAUAUCAGCCAAAAACUGGGAUUAAGUGAAGCACGUGUGCAGGUGUGGUUUCAAAAUCGGCGCGCGAAAUCCCGCAAACAGGAAUCCCAACUGCACCGCAGCAUCAUCCUCAACGCCCCGCCCCUGCCCUAUCGAUCCGGCAGCGGCAGCCCGGCAUCCUGCUUCCCCAUGCUGCAGCAGCAGAUCCCACGGCCCGCCAACCUAGCGUCAGCGGCAGCGCACGGUUUCCUCCCACCCUUCCUGUCACCUUUUGCCGGCGCCAACCCCUUCCAUCUGCCGUAUCUCUUCCACCCCUUCUCCGCUGCACAGCUUGUAACCAAGAGCUCCAGUAUUGUUGAUUUACGACUGAAGGCCCGGAAACAUCAAGCGGCACUGGGACUGGAUGCAGUGGACGAUAAGGAAAGUUAACAUAUCGGAUUCCAUGGACCGUUAAUCCGCUCUUCUACCUCUUGUACACCUGUGUAUUAUUCACUGCAGUUAUAAUGAUUAUUGAAGUGCUUCCUUAGACAUCGUGAAAAUCAUUGUAGAGUCAAUGUUCAGUGUUGCCGUAUUUAUCGUAUUACACUGACACUUAACGAUUGACUCGCUGUUGGAAUGAAUUCCUUUACGUUUAUGCCUAAUAACUGGAA